UGCGUGACAACCGUUGGACUAAAUCUUCACAAGUAUGCAAGGUUAAACAACGUGACCAACCCUGCAUUUCCGCUGAAGUUCCCUUCGCUGAUCACUUGAAUAAUUCAGCGUAAGGAAGCUUUACAAUUGAAAACAAUCGUCGUGAACGCAUUUGGCAGUGAAGAACGUGCUUUGAUCACAAAUCUCACUCAGUCGUGGGACCAUUGAUCGUGAGCUUGAUGAGAUGAGUUUCUUGAAUUUGCUUCGAAUACGCACAUACUGGUAUGGUCUUCUUGCACUGCUGUUGCUUCCGCGUGCAGGAGGUCAGAUUGCGUUUACCUCAAAGUAUGGUGGAAACACUGUAACAGGUUUGGUUGGUUCCUCUGUUAGGUUUACUUGGAGCUUCACUGGUGAUGUUAAUUCAGUCGAUUGGGGACUGAAGAAAGCUGGAGUGAAUGCCAUCGAGAAUAACGGAGUAUUGGUAUCUCUAGACAAAAACGAUUCACUGUUAGUAACAGUCUCUUCAGUAUACAGUGGACGUGUGAGUGGAAGCGGUGACGUAUCCUCUGGUCAUGUCAUCUUCACGCUAACCUCAAUCAGAAGGAGUGAUAAAGGAUUUUACGGCUGUAUAAUAAAGCCGACUGACUUUUUUGAUCUGCAAAAAUUUGACUCUGUUUACUUGGCAGUUAAAGAGGCAUCAAAGAUAAGCUUCUCAUCGGUACAGUCAAGCUAUAAUGAGGGAUCAGCGGUCAGUAUCACAUGUACGGCAUCCGGGAUACCAGACCCAGAUGUACAAUGGUACAGAAGUGGAACAGUAAAAAGUUCAGGGAAGAAAGCAGCGUUUCUGACGUUCAGUAGAAUACACAGAACAGAUGAUGGACAGUACACUUGUAGAGCCAACAACUCAGCAGGAAGUGAUGAAAAGCAUAUAACACUUGUGGUUCACUACCCGCCCACCAUAAAACAAGCCGCAGCAUCAGCUGAUAAGUCUUGGAUUGGUCAAACAGUGACGUUGAAGUGUGUGUCAGAUGGUGUUCCUACGCCAACACUCACCUGGUACAAACCUGAUGGAAGUCGAAUAAACAGCGUCACAGCUACACAGAACACAGUAAAUGUGAAGAUGAGCGUGGAUCCUGAUUUUGGUGGUUUCAAGUGCAAUGCUGACAAUGGACUCACUCCUGCUGAUUUCGAGAUAGUGAAAUUAGAACAGAUAAAGAAGCCGGGCUCCCCAACCAUCGCACAGUUAUACAUUCAAUCCACUUCACUAACAGUAAAAUGGACUGCACCAGCUGAUGAUGGAGGAAUUCCUAUCACAGCGUACCGAGCGGUCAUACUAAAGGGUAGCACUGAGAUAAAGAAUGAGGAUAUUACUGACCCUGGUACAACAAGUUGGACUGUGAGAGGUCUGGAGAUAUAUACCAACUACAUGUUGAAGAUACUUGCUAGGAAUGCUGUGUUUGAGGGAACUGCUGUGGAAAAGGCGAUAAAGACUAAGUAUGAAGGAGUCCCAGCGUCAGCGACAAUUAACGAUCUGCCAAAUGAAGUAACAGAUAAUACUAUCACUCUGAAGUGGGACGAACCGCAAAAUAAUGGAAGAGUAAUCACACAGUACACUGUGUACCAAAGAAUAGUGACUGAUGGUAAGCCAGGAGAGUGGAUCAAGCUAACGACAAUUACAGAUGUCUCAGUGAGGCAAUUACAAGUUGAAUUGAAGAAAGGCGAGGUGAAUGAAUUUGUGGUUACUGCAACAAACGAAUUUGGUGAGAGUUUAAUAGAAGAUGGAAAGAUUACGAGAGUCAAGGCAAUCGGAGUGUCACCGACAAUAACCAAGAAAAGUAAAAGUAAAGUAAUUGUUGUCGAGGAAAACGUACUGUACUUGGUGUGCCAAGCCGAGGGUUAUCCCACACCCAGUGUUACUUGGAGGAAAAAUGGCAAGGUGCUUCAAUCAAACAUCAGUAAAACCGACUUCAUCAUUGACGACACCAGUGAAAAAGACGCUGGAAAGUAUGAAUGUGAAGCAUCUAACUCUGUAGGAACAGUGAGUUACACUGUGGAAGUUACAAUCAAAGGUUCGUCGUGUAACGAGACAACUCUUCACAUUAUUUAUAUCAUUGUCAUCCUCGUGUUGUUGAUUAUUAUUCUUAUUCUGAUUAUCGUCCAACGGAGACAGCGCAAUGGUGCGGUGACCUCAAAUACAAAUAGGAGAAAAAAAUGUGCAGAGUGUGGCGGAGAGUUUGUUGUCCUGAAUCCUCUAGCUGUGAAACCUGACCAACAGUCCUCUAGCAACAAAGCGUCUGGUGACUCCGCAACCUAUGCAGCUCCAACCAGGGGAGACUACAUGCCUCUUCACCCUUCGGGACGAACCUGGGAAAUUAACCGAGAACAGGUCAAGAUAACUAAAGUUGUCGGUAAAGGAGCUUUUUCUCGAGUUGCCAAAGCAACAGCGUGGAAUGUAAGCGGCAACGAGGAGCACACAACCGUUGCUGUCAAAAUGUUAAAAGGUACGAUUAGAAAUUAUGAACUAUCGAAGUGCUUGAUCUAAGACUAAAGAUGAUGUUAUUCAAGCCAAUUUUUAAUCCAUGUCACUCGAGACAACUUUCGAUGCAACUUUGUCGCGGUAGCAGCGGUAUGUUACACGAGGGAUUU
This is a messenger RNA of Orbicella faveolata, 2625 nucleotides long. RefSeq names its product vascular endothelial growth factor receptor 3-like. Gene Ontology annotation, biological process: protein phosphorylation; positive regulation of kinase activity; cell surface receptor protein tyrosine kinase signaling pathway. NCBI's taxonomy places the organism in Eukaryota, Metazoa, Cnidaria, Anthozoa, Scleractinia, Merulinidae. Gene Ontology annotation, cellular component: signaling receptor complex; plasma membrane. The record is from RefSeq and is a predicted model, not a curated record. Gene Ontology annotation, molecular function: ATP binding; transmembrane receptor protein tyrosine kinase activity; protein binding.